Nymphaea colorata (pocket water lily) is the source of this 685-nucleotide messenger RNA. RefSeq lists its product as uncharacterized. The transcript is spliced from 2 exons. The record is from RefSeq and is a predicted model, not a curated record. The coding region runs from base 97 to 522 and encodes 141 amino acids. NCBI's taxonomy places the organism in Eukaryota, Viridiplantae, Streptophyta, Magnoliopsida, Nymphaeales, Nymphaeaceae.
ACCAUUCAAAAAGAUGACAACUUGAUUGUCCCCAUAAGGCCCAAUCAUGCUAUAAUUUGCCUUCACCGUAGUUGGCCUUCCUGCACUUCUGUCUCCAUGGCGCAUCCCUUCAGUAUUCCAUUCGAGGAGGAUGGGAGCAUGGAAGAAGUUGGGAUAUGCAGCAAGAAUGGUGCAUGUGGCCAAGCUGUGCCGGAGAAAGAUCAGAAGCCCAGCACCGGAAAUUGGUUUUCUCAACGACCAACUUGCGGUGACCCAGUGACAAAGCCCCUCAGUGAUGAAGACCUUGAAGAGCUCAAAGGAUGCAUAGACUUGGGGUUCGCGUUCGGCUUCGAGGAAGAUCACAGAUUGUGCAGAACGUUGCCGGCACUAAAUUUGUAUUACGCGAUCAAUCGUCUGCCCCUGUACACGGGAGAGUAUGGAUUCACGGUUACAAACUCAGAAGACGACUCGAAGAUGAUGAAGAUGAGGCUGAAGCAAUGGGCACAAGUAGUUGCUUGCUCUAUCAGGCAGUAUUAUGGAUAAAAUCGUGUUGAAUUCUGUUUCCUUUUCUGUUUUUUGUACUCCCCAUGCCCUGAUUAUUUUUGUUAUUCUUUUUGUUUUCCACGAAAUCUGAGUUGACAUAAUUUCAAAGAGCAAAGUUUUGGAUGGUGUAUAUUCCUGGGCGGACAGCCACGCCUUUUUCUGA